Messenger RNA from Myripristis murdjan (pinecone soldierfish), 2326 nucleotides. RefSeq names its product calpain-2 catalytic subunit-like. Gene Ontology annotation, cellular component: cytoplasm. Gene Ontology annotation, molecular function: calcium ion binding; calcium-dependent cysteine-type endopeptidase activity. The record is from RefSeq and is a predicted model, not a curated record. Gene Ontology annotation, biological process: proteolysis. The transcript has 21 exons. Bases 109 to 2202 code for a protein of 697 amino acids. Lineage: Eukaryota; Metazoa; Chordata; Actinopteri; Holocentriformes; Holocentridae.
CGCAGCCUCUCGGAGAGUCAGAGCAGAAAGUUUGGCGGAGUUCAGAGGGAAGAGUCGGAGGAACAAACUUCUGCUUUUCUUUCUUUCCUUCCUUCACAUCUGUCCAUCAUGUCCGGAGCGGCUCUCUCCCUGGCCAAGAAGCGGGCCCUGGCCGCGGGCUUCGGCAGCAACUCCAACGCGACCCGGUACCUGAACCAGGACUUCAGGAACCUCCGGGCCCAGAGCCGCAGCUCCGGGAAGCUCUUCUGCGACCCCACCUUCCCGGCCGCCCCCGAGUCCCUGGGCUUCAACGAGCUGGGCCGCAGCUCCUACAAGACCCGCGGCGUCACCUGGAAGAGACCCACGGAGCUGGUCUCCAGUCCAGAGUUCAUUGUGGGCGGAGCCACCAGGACAGACAUCUGCCAGGGAGCGCUGGGUGACUGCUGGCUGUUGGCGGCCAUCGCCUCCCUGACGCUGAACGAGGAUGUGAUGGCCAGAGUCGUUCCCACCGACCAGGGCUUCGGCGACGACUACGCCGGCAUCUUCCACUUCCAGUUCUGGCAGUUUGGAGAGUGGGUGGACGUGGUGAUCGACGACCGCCUGCCGGUCAAAGACGGAGAGCUGAUGUUCGUCCACUCGGCCGAGGGGAGGGAGUUCUGGAGCGCCCUGCUGGAGAAAGCCUACGCCAAGGUGAACGGCUGCUAUGAGGCGCUGUCCGGAGGCUCCACCACCGAGGGCUUCGAGGAUUUCACCGGCGGCAUCGCCGAGAGCUUUGACCUGCGACGCCCGCCGUCCAACAUGUUCCAGAUCAUCAGCAAGGCGCUGGAGGCCGGGGCGCUGCUGGGCUGCUCCAUCGACAUCACCAGCGCUGCCGACUCGGAGGCCGUCACCCGUCAGAAACUGGUGAAAGGCCACGCCUACUCGUUGACCGGCGCCGUAGAGGUGAACUACCGAGGCCGCAAGGAGAAGCUGGUGAGGAUGAGGAACCCCUGGGGUCAGGUGGAGUGGACCGGGGCCUGGAGCGAUGGGUCAUCAGAGUGGAACUACGUGGAAGGAGACGCGCCGCACGCCAACGCAGAGGACGGAGAGUUCUGGAUGUCCUUCAGGGACUUCCUGAACCACUACUCGCGCAUCGAGGUGUGCACGCUGACGCCCGACGCCAUCGGCGACGACUCCGUCAAACACUGGAGCGUCAGCAAGUUCGACGGCAGCUGGAGGCGGGGCUCCACGGCCGGGGGCUGCCGCAACAACCCCUACACCUUCUGGAUGAACCCUCAGUUCGUCAUCCGGCUGGAGGAGGAGGACGACGACCCGGACGACGGCGAGGUGGGCUGCAGCUUCGUGCUCGGGCUGAUCCAGAAGAACCGCAGGAAGCUGCGCAAGGCGGGAGAGGACAUGCACACCAUCGGCUUCGCCAUCUACGAGGUUCCACCACAGUUCCAGGGCCAGAGGGAGGUUCACCUGGACAAGAACUACUUCCUGACGCACGCGCAGACGGCGAGGUCCGAGACCUUCAUCAACCUGCGGGAGGUGAGCUCGCGCUUCAAGCUGCCGCCCGGAGAGUACCUGGUGGUGCCGUCCACCUUCGAGCCGCACCUCAACGGAGACUUCUGCAUCCGCGUCUUCUCCGAGAAGCAGAACGAGACCCAGCCCUGUGACGACCCCGUCAGCGCUGAACUGGAUGAUGAGGUGGUGUCUGACACGGAGGUGGACGCAGGAUUCAGAGGCCUGUUCACCAAACUGGCUGGAGAUGACAUGGAGAUCUCGGCUGUGGAGCUCAGGACCAUCCUGAACAAGAUCGUGGCCAAACGAACCGACAUCAAGACUGACGGCUUCAGCCCGGAGACCUGCAGGACGAUGGUCAACCUGAUGGACGACAGCGGCAACGGGAAGCUGGGACUCGGGGAGUUCGCCACGCUGUGGAAGAAGGUGCAGAAGUACCUGUCGAUAUACAAGAAGAACGACACAGACAACUCGGGGACGAUGAGCACACCAGAGAUGCGAGUUGCGCUGAAGGACGCAGGUUUCACUCUCAACAACACCAUCUACCAGAUGCUGGUGGCUCGGUAUUCUGAUCCUGACAUGACCAUCGACUUCGACAACUUUGUGGGCUGCCUGAUGAGAAUGGAGAUGAUGUUCAGGAUCUUUAAGAAGACCGACGUCGAUGACAGUGGAUCCAUAGAGCUGAACUUCGAGCAGUGGUUAACCUUCUCCAUGAUCUGAUUGGCCGCUUCAGCUCAGCCUCAAGUAUUCCCACAAUGCACCACAGUCCUGUUUGCCUGCCUGUCAUGUACUCUGUGUAUCUGAGUCUCUGUAAAUGACCCAAUAAACCUGAAACACACCUGAA